Molecule: messenger RNA, 1863 nt
Organism: Raphanus sativus (radish)
Lineage: Eukaryota; Viridiplantae; Streptophyta; Magnoliopsida; Brassicales; Brassicaceae
Product: protein DETOXIFICATION 17
Exons: 8
Coding region: 183-1613 (476 amino acids)
Biological process (GO): xenobiotic detoxification by transmembrane export across the plasma membrane
Cellular component (GO): membrane
Molecular function (GO): xenobiotic transmembrane transporter activity; antiporter activity
Source: RefSeq, a predicted model, not a curated record
AACCGUAGAGAAAGCAUAGAUAUCAACGACGGCUCCACAAGAAACCCUAGAAAGCAGGAAUACAGAGAGAAAGACACAGGGAGUUUGUUUACAUUCUCUGUUUCUUAAGUUCUGUUACAUUAUUUUCUUCUUAUUACUUUCGGAAAAAAAGAAAAAAAAAAAGAAAAAGACAUAGAGAGAAGAUGGUUGAUGGUGUGACUCCUCCGCUACUGAUAACAGAGACAAACACGACGAUGAUGCGUGUUAAGGGAGAAGUGAAGAAACAGCUAUGGCUUUCUGCGCCUCUCAUUGGUGUAAGCCUCCUUCAAUACUCUCUCCAAGUCAUCUCCGUCAUGUUCGUUGGCCAUCUCGGCUCUCUUCCCCUCUCCGCCGCCUCCAUCGCCACCUCCUUUGCCUCCGUCACCGGUUUCACAUUCCUCUUGGGAACAGCGAGUGCCUUGGAGACACUAUGUGGCCAAGCGUACGGAGCAAAACUGUACGGGAAGCUAGGCAUUCAGAUGCAAAGAGCAAUGUUUGUUCUUCUACUACUCUCUGUUCCUCUCUCGAUCGUUUGGUUUAACACAGAACAUAUACUCGUGCUUGUUCACCAAAACAAAGACAUUUCAAGUGUUGCUGGCUCGUACGCGAGGUACAUGAUCCCUAGUCUCUUCGCGUACGGACUGCUUCAGUGUAUCAACAGGUUCUUGCAAGCGCAGAACAAUGUGUUCCCUGUGUUUGUCUGCUCUGGGAUCACCACUUGUCUGCACUUGCUACUUUGUUGGUUGUUUGUGUUGAAGACGAGUUUAGGAUACAGAGGAGCUGCUCUGGCGAUUUCGAUCUCUUACUGGUUUAAUGUCAUUCUCUUAUCUCUCUACGUCAAGUUCUCAGCUUCUUGCUCGCAUAGCUGGACAGGGUUUUCAAAAGAGGCGUUUCAAGAAAUUUAUGACUUUUCUAAGAUUGCUUUUCCUUCAGCAGUCAUGGUCUGUUUGGAGCUAUGGUCCUUUGAGCUUUUGGUUCUAGCAUCAGGGCUUCUUCCUAACCCGGUUUUAGAAACUUCUGUUCUUUCAAUCUGUCUAAACACUUCACUAACAAUCUGGCAAGUCUCAGUUGGUCUUGGUGGUGCUGCAAGUAUAAGAGUCUCGAACGAGUUAGGAGCAGGGAACCCACAAGUGGCAAAGCUGGCUGUGUACGUCAUUGUAGGUAUAGCAGUAGCCGAGGGUAUAGUGGUCGUGACUGUUUUGCUGUCGGUUCGGAAGGUUCUAGGUCGAGCUUUUAGCAGUGACCCGAAAAUCAUCGCAUAUGCCGCGUCCAUGAUACCCAUUGUGGCCUGUGGAAACUUCCUAGAUGGUCUCCAAUGCGUUCUCUCAGGGGUUGCUAGAGGAUGUGGAUGGCAGAAAAUAGGAGCGUGCAUAAAUCUGGGAUCGUAUUAUCUUGUAGGAGUUCCGUUAGGUUUAGUGCUUGGUUUCCAUUUCCACAUCGGUGGUCGGGGGCUUUGGCUUGGAAUUGUGACAGCACUAGCUGUUCAAGUGUUGGGUCUUUCCUUGGUCACUAUAUUCACAAACUGGGAUAAAGAGGCAAAGAAAGCUACAAACAGAGUUGGAGACAAAGAUGACAAAGAUGUCAUUCCAAAAUGAGGAAAAGCAUUGGAUUUGCAAAUGGGCAUAACUCAACACGUUAAUGAAUAACAAGUAUGUUGAUUCUUCUAGAAUAAUUUAUGAGACAAGUCCAUAUUUGCGGUAGCCGCGUACUUCGAGCGCAGUUUGAAAAAUGGAAUAUUGUGAAUGAGGGUCUAACUUUCUCAUAGAACCAUUGUAAAGAGCAAGUCUUUCUCUACUCGCAAGAGACAACAAAAAGUAAUAAGAACGUUUACGCAAUGGCUUAUCA